GGAUUCGUGCCUUUCUUGGAACCUCGCUAGAAAAGGGCGACUUACGAGGAGCCGGUCUCACUCAAACGGAGCUGCCUCUGCUUUUGCCGAACGACAAGAACUCUAUCGAAUUCCCCUGUGCUUUCCAGACGCAGCUCCCCAAAUUCGGCGCGGUAGGAGGUAAUUAUUACGAAUACCGAAAAACUGCACUGACGGCUCGACGAUGAGAAACAUAAACCCUCUGCUUAUGUACUACGGACCACGAACAGAUCUCCUUAAUUGAGCACUGUUCUCGAAAUAUAGAAAUUGCGCUUUGCGGCCCUCUAUGCCAAAUUCUCUCAAUAAGGUCGCCGUCUCCUCUUCCGCGGUCCGCCCCUUCAUUCCCUCCCGAUCGGCACCGUCUUCCCCUCCUCUGCUUAAUCGUACACCUUCCAUGUAACGACACAUUUGUCGAAUAUACAAUAUACGUCGGGGCCAGCCCCUCAUAUUCAUCAUAGACCAAGAUGUUCCAUUCGGUCCCCCUUCACGUAUAAAUAGUUCGUAGCUUGAGUAGCUUGUGGAGUUGACUGCGAGCCUCUGGUGUAAGCAAGGCAGGAGGAGGACGCGACCGAGGCCGGGUGCUGGAGCUGGGCAUGUCGGGAGGUUCAAACGACGUAAGAAAUUCUGACAGUCGUCCCGAGUAGAAGCUUAUUGCAGUUGAGUGGUGCGGAAUCCUUCGCAGCAGUAAGAUCCAUCGAACAUUGAGCACCAAUAUGUGGGGAUUUCUAAAACGACUGUGGAAAUUUGUCAGACUUGGGUUAGUCGCCGCCGGCCUCACCCUACUGGCAGCACCAGUUGUUGUGCCUGCCCUCGUGACAACUCUUGGAUUCACGAGUGCGGGUAUCGCCGGAGGCAGCUGGGCAGCGGGGUUCAUGGCCUCGUAUGGAGGACUUGUGAGUGCAGGUAGUGCCUGCGCUACUCUUCAGACGAUUGGAGCAACGGGCGCUCUGGGAGGGCCUAGUUUGUUGGCCGGAGCGGGAGCAGCGACGACUGCAUUGGCAGUGGCCCUCGGGUAAGGCCGGCGGUGACAAAUCUGCGGAUGCGGAGAUGGCCGCCGAGAACUAUUGCCUUUUCACUCCUUGAGCAAAACCCCACACGAGAAGCGCGUAAUUUGGGCAGUUGAAACUACACGACUGUACACGUACUUCCGAAAUUUUGUUAAUACAUCUCUGCUUUAUCGGUCAGACCAAUCAACGUGUUUUUUGUGUACGAGAAGUUUACUUCGGGCUGGCAAGACGAGCAUGCGAGCGACUAUUAUUGCUUCACUGCUUCUAAACGUAGUUUGCUUGGGAGAACUCAUUGAAUUGAGUUGUUGAUGAUUUCAUCGUGUUUUAAAUACUCG
Molecule: messenger RNA, 1360 nt
Organism: Marchantia polymorpha subsp. ruderalis
Lineage: Eukaryota; Viridiplantae; Streptophyta; Marchantiopsida; Marchantiales; Marchantiaceae
Source: the annotation of a GenBank genome assembly